GUUGUUCAGCAUCAACAGAACAAUAACCUUAAUAAGGUACAAGUCGAGGGCAACAAAUUCCUUGGUGGACAUGUUAGAGUCAGAAAGCAAGUACAUUUCUCAGAUAAAGUGGAGGAGCUUCCUCAGAAAAGGAAUUUGUCAAAGUUGGAAUCUUCGCAUAAAAGAUGUUCGUCUAUUAUAGCAAAAAGGCAACGGAUUUCAAAGUCGUUGACUGCUUCUGCACCUCGUAUGAAACAUUCUUUGACAAAUCAUUGCAGAGGUGUAGUGAAUGAAUUCAUAUUUCGAGGUACCGAGUUCCUCCUCACUGGAUUAUCUAGUCAGAAAGAAAGGAACCUGGAGGCACUUAUAAGGAGUUCUGGUGGGGUGAUUCUUUAUGAUAUUCCCUCUCCACCAAAUUCAAAGAGCAAAAGAAGUUCAACCCUAUCUUGCUUGCAACUUCCCAUUAUUCUAUGUAACAGAAAGCUCAAAACAAUCAAAUUCUUGUAUGGCUGUGCUGUUGGAGCCUCAAUACUAAAAGUUGACUGGCUAACUGAUUGUCUUGCAACUGGAACUAUUUUGCCACCUGAAAAAUACAUGAUUCUUCCAAAUCGAAAUGGCAUGAAGUGGACAAGAAUUGGAAUGGCAGUUCAUCACAGAAUCCAAAAUCAUAUUUUUGAUAGAGUAGGCAUUAUGCUUCACGGGAAGCACAGUUUCUGCACUAAAUUCGCAUGUAUCAUCAAGCAUGGAGAUGGACGGGCGUUCAAAACUCUUCAAUGGUUAGUUCGGAGCAUCGAUGAAGAAAGGAGUUUGGUGGGAGCCAUUGUAGUUGAAGAGAAGGCUUCGAUAUCACGUCACCUGAAGUCCUGUGCUUUGGAGCUGGAUAUUCCUAUUAUGCCUUCUAGCUGGAUCAUUAAAAGCUUAUAUUUAGGAAAGUUACUUCCUUUCACGGAAGAAAAUAAUACGUUUUCACUGCCAUUUGUUCAGAUCCCUGAAGUUCGAAAUUCCGUUGAGUGAAGAAAUAUAAAUUUUUUCAGCCGUCAAUGUACCUAUGAAUUGUAAACAUUAUUUAGUCCAUCAUGACUGCAUAUUAUGUAUGAUUAGAUAUAGGCAUGUACAUUGCCAACUGGAUAAUUGAUUUUUUAUUUAUUUAAAGUGUACAAAUGAUAUUCAGUUCAUAUCAUGUUUAGAUAAAAUGUUUAUCAUCA
Cicer arietinum (chickpea) is the source of this 1184-nucleotide messenger RNA. The record is from RefSeq and is a predicted model, not a curated record. Lineage: Eukaryota; Viridiplantae; Streptophyta; Magnoliopsida; Fabales; Fabaceae.